AUGGUUAAAACUAGAGAGCUUAAGCCAGAAGAAAAAGGCGGUAUUGUUGCUUUGUUAAAUAAUAAUUUUAUAAAUGCUCAAAUUACAAAAAGAAUUAAAAUACCUGAUAGCAUAGUUCCUACAAAACGGAAAAAUCGAUUACUUAUUCGUGAAGUAAUGAGAAAUAGACGUGCUCCUUUACGGGAACUAACAUCCAAUGUUGGUUUUAAUGUUUCAACAACGACAGCUAGCAAUUAUCUUCAUGAAGCUGUUAUUAAAUCUCAUGUAGCAGCUAAAAAGCCAUUUAUUUCAGAUGAAAAUCGAAAGUAA
Molecule: messenger RNA, 309 nt
Organism: Funneliformis mosseae
Lineage: Eukaryota; Fungi; Glomeromycota; Glomeromycetes; Glomerales; Glomeraceae
Source: the annotation of a GenBank genome assembly